AUGGAAGAAUCAAAUACGACGCAGAAUCAUUUGCUAUCGAGCAACGAUCCAUCCCUGACCAAGUCAAGUCUCAACCUAGACAAAGCAACAGUAUCCGAGUUAUUUACGAAGCUCCGGACAGCAGAGAGGCCAAGUGAUAAUGGUAGGGGACCAAAAAAUGUCGAAUCUUACAAGUUCUGGAAGACACAGCCAGUGCCACAAUUCAACGAGAAUGGUGGUAAAAGUAGCGGAGGACCUAUCAAAAUGAUCAAUCUAGACGAGGUGCCAAAAGACCCCUACCCGCUAUUAGACGGCUUCGAGUGGGGAACAAUCGACCCAGGAGAUGAGAAGGAGGUGGGCGAGUUGUAUGAAUUACUGUCAAACCAUUACGUUGAGGAUAAUGAUUCGACCUUCCGACUCAACUACUCACCGGUGUUUCUGAGAUGGGCCUUAACUUCUCCGGGCUGGCAGAAGCAAUGGCAUAUUGGCGUGCGCGCUUCUGCGUCGCAAAAACUAGUCGCUUUUAUUAGUGGUUCACCGGCCAACAUCAAAAUUCAUGCGCAAAUGAUGAAGGUGACCGAAAUCAACUUUCUAUGUAUUCACAAAAGACUUCGCUCAAAACGUCUGGCACCACUCCUGAUCAGGGAGAUCACCCGGCGCUGCUACCUCCAAGGCAUCUACCAGGCCAUCUAUACCGCUGCGGCAAUCUUGCCCACCCCGGUGGCAUCGUGCCGAUACUAUCAUCGUCCCCUGAACUGGCUCAAACUGUACGAGUCCGGCUUUUCGCACCUGCCGGCGAACUCCACCAAGGCUCGGCAGAUUGCAAAAUAUCAUCUACCAAGUACUACCCAAACGUCUGGCCUGCGCCCCAUGGAAGUGGAUGACCUAGGUGCCGUCCAUGAGCUACUGGAGAGGUAUCUGCAGCGAUUCGACAUCAGUCCAACAUUCAGCAUAAACGAGCUAAGGCAUUGGUUGUUCUUUGAAGCCGAUCAGCCGAAAGAAGCCGCGAGCAAACGUGUGGUGUGGGUAUAUGUUGUGGAACAUCUAGAAACCCGGAAGAUCACGGAUUUUGUCUCCUUCUAUUCCAUCGAAUCCACGGCGCUCUCUCACUCGCAGCAUAACGUGAUUCGAACGGCAUAUCUGUAUUAUUAUGCAUCGACGGAGAGCACUCAGAACCUUCAGCAGCGUUUACAGGGUCUCAUCAACGAUGCCCUUAUCUUGGCGAAAAAGGCUCGGUUCGAUGUGUUCAAUGCACUUCGUCUCCAAGAUAAUGACCUAUUCCUGGAAAAGCUUCGCUUCGGCCCUGGCGAUGGCCAGCUUAAUUACUACCUCUUCAAUUACCGGGUGGAUCCGGUGGCCAAUGAGGAUGAUUCGGAUUGCUUGGUGAGCCAGAGGCCUGGAGGUAUGGGCGUGAUCAUGUUAUAG
Penicillium cataractarum is the source of this 1404-nucleotide messenger RNA. RefSeq names its product Glycylpeptide N-tetradecanoyltransferase. NCBI's taxonomy places the organism in Eukaryota, Fungi, Ascomycota, Eurotiomycetes, Eurotiales, Aspergillaceae. Gene Ontology annotation, molecular function: glycylpeptide N-tetradecanoyltransferase activity. The transcript has 4 exons. Gene Ontology annotation, biological process: N-terminal peptidyl-glycine N-myristoylation. The record is from RefSeq and is a predicted model, not a curated record. Gene Ontology annotation, cellular component: cytoplasm. Bases 1 to 1404 code for a protein of 467 amino acids.